AAAUCAUGCUUAUUUAAAUUGAUAACACAUUUUUUUUACUCGAAGCGAGAAUGAUGACGUUAUAAAACAAAGAUAAAGCAAAGCCUCUUUCUGGUUUAUCUAAAUUGAUAAAAAUGUACAUUGGAAUUUAUCGAUUGAUUCCCCAUAUGUGAGAAAAGAAUGAUGGAUCAAAAAAGAGUGGUCAUACAAUGGGAUGAACUCAUGCUUGGUGGCGUUGGUGCUGCUGUUGCCGGUUUUUUUACAAAUCCAUUGGAUGUUAUUAAAACACGUAUACAAUUGCAAGGGGAAUUACAAGCUCGUGGUCAUUAUCAAGUACAUUAUCGUAAUGUAUUCCACGGUUUCUAUCAGAUGGCACGUAAUGAAAGUUUUGUGUCAUUACAAAAAGGCUUUGUGCCUGCUAUUUGGUUUCAAUUCCUGAUGAAUGGUUGUCGUUUUGGCCUCUAUCAAGUUUGUGAUAAUUUACAAUUAACUCGCAAUAAUAAGGGUGAUGUUAUAUUUUAUCGUUCCAUCAUUUGUGGUGUUGGCAGCGGUAUGAUUGGAUCAUUUAUCGGUUCGCCAUUCUAUCUGGUUAAAACGCAUCUGCAAUCGCAAUCCGAAUCAUCAAUCGCUGUCGGUCAUCAGCAUAAACAUACAUCAAUGAUGGGUGGUUUUCGUUCAAUAUAUCAACAAAACGGUGUGAAAGGAUUGUGGCGUGGUUCGGUGGCAUCGAUGACUCGUGUAUCGGUUGGUGGAUCAAUUCAAUUGACGUCAUUCGCAACGGUGAAAACAUAUUUGGAUAAAAAACAAUGGAUCGAUGUUGAUAGCUGGUAUGGAACAUUAUUGAGCGCAAUGAUUGGCAGUUGCUUUGUGGUGGUGUCGAUGACACCUUUCGAUGUCAUAUCCACUCGGCUUUAUAAUCAACCUGUUGAUCCGAAAAGUGGAAAGGGCCAAUUAUAUCGUGGCAUAAUGGAUUGUAUGUUUAAAAUAUUUCGCACCGAAGGUAUUCUAGGAUUUUAUAAAGGAUUCGGUGCCUCGUUUCUACGUUUAGGACCACACACACUUUUAUCCAUAUUUUUUUGGCAAUUAUUUCGCAAAGAAUAUUUAUUAUAUUUCAAACAACAACAAGAUCAAAACAGUUAGUCUAUUGUUAGUAUUUAGGAAAAACUUGAAAAUAUAAUUA
This is a messenger RNA of Dermatophagoides pteronyssinus (European house dust mite), 1159 nucleotides long. RefSeq names its product solute carrier family 25 member 35-like. The record is from RefSeq and is a predicted model, not a curated record. Lineage: Eukaryota; Metazoa; Arthropoda; Arachnida; Sarcoptiformes; Pyroglyphidae.